Molecule: messenger RNA, 282 nt
Organism: Ostertagia ostertagi
Lineage: Eukaryota; Metazoa; Nematoda; Chromadorea; Rhabditida; Trichostrongylidae
Source: the annotation of a GenBank genome assembly
AUGAAUGUCAUCAUCCCUUAUCAGUUGCCGCAUUCAGUGAAGGCUCCAUGUUCCCAAUCUGGUGAAGCGUCAUCGACCAACAAGAAGAAUUCUAAAGCAGUUCAUUAUAUCCAAACUCCUGCACGUGUCCGACUGGAAAUUGAACACUCAAUCCAGCUUAUACGUCAUUUUCUUCCAAUUAAGCUCCCUUUGGAAACAAAGGUAUGGAAACAGAUCCGAUACAUUCUCGUCCCUUCUAACAACAAAGAAAAGCUUCGACUUCUGGUACCAGAGAUUACCGCG